GGUCCCUGCAGAGAGGCUCAGUCCCCAGCUGGAGGCAGAGUGAGGACCAUGCCGUCUGAGGUUCGGGAAUAAAACCCACCGGCCGAGCCACCCGUUCUCCGCGGCCCCCGCCUCGCCUCCUCACCUCGGGGCUCGUCCUGCCGGCGAGCACGGGCUCAGAGCAAGGGGACGGACCGAGGGCCAUGUUGUCACACAGCGCCAUGGUGAGGCAGAGGAAGCAGCAAGCGUCCGCCAUCGCCAAGGAGGCCCACGGACACGACGUGGAUGGCAUGGACCUGGGCAAAAAGGUCAGCGUCCCCAGGGACAUCAUGCUGGAGGAGCUGUCCCAUCUCCACAACCGCGGGGCCCGGCUCUUCAAGAUGCGGCAGCGGCGGUCCGACAAGUACACGUUCGAGAACGUGCAGUACCAGUCGAAAGCGCAGAUGGAUUACAGCCUCGCCGUGCAGAACGGGAAGGUGGACGGCAGCCCCGCGGACGGUGGCUCGCAGCAAGCCCCAUUCACCCCUCCCAACAGCCCGGAUCCGAGGAGCCCCCCGAAUCCGGAAAGCAUCGCACCAGGAUAUUCUGGGCCACUGAAGGAAAUUCCUCCUGAGAGAUUCAACACCACAGCUGUCCCCAAGUACUACCAGUCACCCUGGGAGCAGGCCAUCGGCAGCGACCCGGAGCUGUUGGAGGCUCUGCACCCUAAACUGUUCAUGCCGGAAGGGAAGGCAGAACUGCCCGAUUACAGGAGCUUUAACAGAGUUGCCACCCCAUUUGGAGGUUUUGAAAAAGCAUCCAAAAUGGUUAAAUUCAAGGUUCCAGAUUUCGAGCUACUACUUCUAACGGAUUCCAGGUUCAUGGCCUUCGCAAACCCUCUUUCUGGCAGACGGUCCUUUAACAGGACUCCUAAGGGGUGGAUGUCAGAGAACAUCCCCAUAGUGGUCACCAGCGAGGCUGCAGAGGAUGCCGCCGCGCCGGAAUCGGAAGACCUGUGACUGGGGGGAAGUCCUCUGCGCCCCGGAGCCCCGAUGUUGCCAUUUCAUUGUGCUACUUCCCACACUCUUCAUCAGUAGCGAUAAUUUGAUAGAAAUUUAGCAGUUUUCCUUUGACAGCAUUUACUUUCCACCGCAGAUCCAAUACUAAUAAACAACCCAUGACUUGUGCAA
Molecule: messenger RNA, 1148 nt
Organism: Artibeus jamaicensis (Jamaican fruit-eating bat)
Lineage: Eukaryota; Metazoa; Chordata; Mammalia; Chiroptera; Phyllostomidae
Gene: MYOZ2
Product: myozenin 2
Exons: 6
Coding region: 183-977 (264 amino acids)
Cellular component (GO): Z disc; actin cytoskeleton
Molecular function (GO): telethonin binding; FATZ binding; actin binding
Source: RefSeq, a predicted model, not a curated record